Mus musculus (house mouse) is the source of this 1137-nucleotide messenger RNA. It is a transcript of the gene Cmtm7, whose product is annotated as CKLF-like MARVEL transmembrane domain containing 7. The record is from RefSeq and is marked validated. Lineage: Eukaryota; Metazoa; Chordata; Mammalia; Rodentia; Muridae. Bases 192 to 695 code for a protein of 167 amino acids. Gene Ontology annotation, cellular component: membrane. The transcript is spliced from 5 exons.
AGUCCAACUUCCGCGUGUCUAGAGGGCAGGGGCUUGCGGGGCAUCUGCUCCCGAGUCCUCUCCGGGUCCGGCCGCAGCUGGGAAGAGGGAGCCGUGCGCCCCGCCCCUGAGGCUCCGCCCCGUCCCGUCCCAGCUUCACCGGCCAGAGGUCCCCGGGCCUCGGAGGCGGCCAGCCCGGGCUGGGUCGCGCGAUGUCUCAUGGAUCGGGGCUCGUCCGGACCACGUGCAGCAGCGGCGGCGCGCUGGGGCCAGGCCAGCCCUCGGAGGGACUGCUGGACCGGGUGUACCCGCUCACCCACGGCGCCCUGUUCAAAGUGGCGCAGAUGGUCACCCUGCUGAUUGCCUUCAUCUGUGUACGAAGCUCCGUUCCGAUCGACUAUGGUGCCCACAGCUUCUUCGAAGUCGUCACCAUGUGCGACCUGAUAAUGAUCCUCAUCUUUUACCUGGUGCACCUCUUCCGCUUCUACCGUGUGCUCACCUGCAUCAGCUGGCCCCUGUCGGAACUGCUGCACUAUUUAAUCGGCACGCUGCUUCUCCUCAUCGCCUCCAUAGUGAUAGCCUCCAAGAGUUACAACCAGAGUGGCCUGGUAGCCGGAGCGAUCUUUGGGUUCCUGGCCAGCUUCCUCUGCCUAGCGAGCUUGUGGCUGUCCUACAAGAUCACCUGUAUAACCCAGUCUUCAGAUGCAUCUGCCUGAUGAGGCCACAGCCUCUGGAGGACCCUCGCCAUGGCUGUGGACUCUUCAGGCGACAAGGCCUGUGCCUUCCCUGCUUUGCCAGGAUACUGGGCUCCUGGGCAUCUACAGCCUCCUUUCACAGUCUGCUGCAGAGGACAUCCCUCCGUUCUGGGCUGUUAGCACCACUCAGGUACCAAGGACUGCUCUGAGCACAGUAGAGAGACUUGUGGAUCUGCCUGCAUAGACACGCCUUUCUUCAUACCCUCAGGACCGAGACCACACAGAGGCCGAAGACCCUAAUUUAUCUGGCCUGUCAAUCUGGUCUUGAAGCGUCUCUAAGUGAAGAGCCAGAAGAAACACUAUGUGGCCAUCCUGUCUCCUGCCCCUAUCUCUGCCUUUGUCACUGUGGGUGGGGGUGGGGGUGGGGAGGUGCAUAGUUUUUAAUAAAAUGUCAAUUGCAGCA